AGAAGCGUAUCUAUCUAUGAACCACUCAGAUUUUCUUAACAGUUUUCAGAAACGUAUCUAUCCAGAUCUUGUUGUUGAUGUUUACAGUGAUCUCAUGAACAUGGCGCAGACCUUGAACUCUAAUCCAGAUAUGGCUCGAUUGCUCCAUGACCCCUCUAGAACCGAAUCUAAGCUAGAAAACGAGGAGGAAGAGGAGGAGGCAUUGAAUUUAGUGAGGGAUUCUAGACCAGGUUCUUCACCUCCACCCUCUUCUCCCCAUCCCCAUCCUCCCUCCUCCCCCCUCCCUCAACCUGCUAAUCUACACGCAGCCCUGGCUGCUCUCCAGGCCGGUCAUAUAUCCCUGAGUCAGAUGAUGGCGAACCCUCCUGGUGGAUUAUGGAACUCUAAACUUCAAACCUCAUCAAAUUCAGAGGUCCAAGCUCUUCAAGCAGCCCUAGCCCAGCACCAGCAGACUAUUCAGCAACAGCUUCAAAACUUUCUAAUUCUUCAGCAGUCUGGGCUAAACAUGGCGCCCAUCAACCCGCUUCUUUUCCCGCCAAAUCUACGUGGUGCAGUAAAGACGACUUCUCGGUCCAACAGUCCGUUCAGCAACUGUCAGGACAGAAUGGGAGACCACCGGAUGUCGGAAAUGGGAGGAUUUCCGUCAAUAAAGAACGAACCGAUGUUUUUUCACAGAUCAGUUUCCCCACCACCUAGAUCUAGGAUGGGGUUUCAGCAAUCCCUUCAGGGUUUACACCGGCCACAGUUACCACAACAGGGACGUUUUCUACCUUUACCACAACCUUCGUAUCAGGGAAUGUCGGGUGCCAGUCAGCAGCUCCAGCAUCUGCAAAAGCAGCAUUCAGAAAGGGAAGGCAGGAUGCUCACUAAAGCAGCAUUGACUAUGCCUCAGAUGUCUCUGAACAGUCAUAAUCUUCAUCUGAACGGAUCCUAUAGACCUGGUUAUCAUCAGGUGUCCGUCCCACGACUGGAAAUGCCUGCCGAGGAGAGUACUGAUCUAGAGGAACUUGAGCAGUUUGCUAAAAUGUUCAAACAGAAAAGAAUAAAAUUAGGGUAUACACAGGGUGAUGUAGGACUAGCAAUGGGUAAACUUUACGGAAAUGAUUUCUCCCAGACAACCAUCUCCAGGUUCGAGGCUCUCAACCUCUCCUUCAAGAACAUGUGCAAGCUGAAGCCUCUGCUCUCGAAGUGGCUCGAGGUUGUAUCAGCCCAGGAUACAGGAUCUAAUAUAGGGGCUCCAAGUGUAUACUGCUCCAACAUUAACUCAGCUGACGCAAUAGGGAGGCGACGUAAAAAACGUACAAGCAUAGAAAGCACAGUAAGAAUUGCUCUAGAACGCGCUUUUAGUCAGAAUCCUAAACCAACGAGUGAGGAAAUCCAGUAUGUGUCGGACAGUCUAAACAUGGAGAAGGAAGUUAUCAGGGUCUGGUUCUGUAACAGGCGAGCUAUCUACAGAAGACAGAAGGAGAAAAGAAUGAAUCCAAAUCAAGGAAUGUCAUCCUCAUCUCCCAGCUGUUCCCCGCCAGCAUUGAUGUCUAAUCUAUACUCCUCCUCUCCUCUGGGCUCGAUAACUCCACCAGGAUCAAAAGCUCCAUCAUUCAGUAACUCCCCAACACCACCCGGCAUACCCUCCCCAUCUCUUCCCUCACCAAUGUCUAGCGCACAUUAUCAGAGUUUCAUGCCGUCACCCCUUUACUCAAAUCCAAUGAACCCAACUACCAUGCACAUGUCAAUGCCUAAAUUUGAUAUGGGGGGACACUUUCCUAAACCUGAUCAUAAAUACGAUAUGGGAUCAGUGCCAAAGUUUGAAAUGGAAAUGCAAAAAUACGACAUGGGCUGCGUACCAAAGUUUGAACCCAAAUUUGAACCAAAAUAUGAACCAAACCUUUCAAUGCAGUCAGUUCAGCAAAAUUCUGCUUUGAGACUUUCUAUAGGGGGUCAGCAGCAUCAAGCCUAAUGUGUGAAGUGAACUUGACUACCGUACCAUGAUUUUUAUGUACUGUAGUAAAAUUUAACUAUGUAAAUACAAAGAAGCAUUAGGAUCAAUACAUCGGAAAAUACGAUCCAUUAUAAUAUUCACUUAAAGCAAGAAAACGUUUGUUAAACUUGCUUUUAUUGUUAGUUUAACUUUCCGUGGAGAUCUCCACAUGGUACUUUGAUGCGAAAAGAAGGUAAAGUUGCCGCUAAACUUUGUGUGUGUAAAGAAGGAAAAGUUGCCGCUAAACUUUGUCUGCGCAAAGAAGCAAAAGUUGUCACUGAACUUUGUGUGCACAAAAUGAUCUCAAUAAUCUGAACAAUAUCAGUAUUAAA
This is a messenger RNA of Eurytemora carolleeae, 2310 nucleotides long. RefSeq names its product POU domain, class 2, transcription factor 2. Lineage: Eukaryota; Metazoa; Arthropoda; Copepoda; Calanoida; Temoridae. The coding region runs from base 17 to 1957 and encodes 646 amino acids. Gene Ontology annotation, biological process: regulation of transcription by RNA polymerase II. The record is from RefSeq and is a predicted model, not a curated record. Gene Ontology annotation, molecular function: DNA-binding transcription factor activity, RNA polymerase II-specific; RNA polymerase II cis-regulatory region sequence-specific DNA binding. The transcript is spliced from 17 exons.